UCGGGAAAAUCUCACGCGCUCACCUACUCGAGCUCCACUGCGCUUCUGGGUGGCGAAGGAAACCGACUGGACUCAAACCGGGUGUGAACUCGUGGCUUUCGAAAGGACAAUAUUACAAACCGAGCCGCUCUUCUUCUGAACGGACACGGACAGUUCGCGCUUCGAGCGGAUCCGCUGACACUGGGCGAGUUCUUCAGGACGGAGACAUGUCGGAUCUCUCCAGUCCCGAGUUUGAGAUCGAUGUGGAGAGUCUGGAGGCGGAGGGCGACGAGCCGGCGGCGUUCAGCGCUGCCUUCUCCAGCGCCGGAGAGGAGGAGCCGGGCGCCAGAGACGGGGACAAAGCCGGCCAUGCUAACCACAGCUCCGGAGAGCAGAAGAAGCUGAGCCGCACGCCCAAAUGCGCUCGCUGCCGCAACCACGGCGUGGUGUCCUGCCUGAAAGGGCACAAGCGCUUCUGCAGGUGGAGGGACUGCCAGUGCGCCAACUGCCUGCUGGUGGUGGAGAGACAGCGGGUCAUGGCCGCCCAAGUGGCCCUGAGGAGACAACAGGCUACAGAGGAUAAGAAAGGGAUAUCAGGGAAGCCAACACCAGCCGAGAGACGGACUAUCUAUCAAAGGCACAUCCGCCCAUCCACUAUGCUGGCUAAAAGUAUCUUAGAAGGCUACCGUCCUGUCCAGGCUGACCCUUUCCUGAGCGCCAACCCGGCUCUUCCCCCGCCUCUGAGUGACCGCAUGAGAAAGAGGCGCGCCUUUGCCGACAAGGAACUGGAGAGCAUCAUGCUGGAGCGGGAAUACAAGGAGCGGGAACUCCUUGAAUCCAAUCAGUCUGCCUCUGCUUCCCUUUUUCUCCCUGGCAGCGUGGUGCACGCAGCUGAGUACAACUCCUACAAGACGGCUUUUUCAUCAGCAACAGCACCCACGGCCCCUGAAACGUCUUCCAAGGACCUGUGUGGCUUUCUACCUGGGUGCCUGGACUUGUCUUUGGGGUACGGUGCGUCCAGUGGGGGGGCCAAUGUGGAGCUGAUCUCCUCCAAUGUCAGCGUGGCCACCACCUACCGCCAGUACCCACUCUCGCCCCGUUUUGUUAUGUGGCCACGGGGCAGCAGCAACCUGGGCGAUGCUCUCCUCUACCAGCAGUGCCUCCUUAAUGCCACAGCCGUUCAGAACCUUAAGCCAGGUGCCGUCUGGGACCCUAAGAUGAUGUCGUCCAGUGAGAGCCACUCGCCCGAGCAGGAGUCCAUCUCCGCCGCCUCCAGGGUUGAAGGAUCCCGGGCGGCUCCAGAUCCCAACGAAAUGCAGGCCGGGCCUACAGAGGCCCAGACAGGUCUGGGUCAAAACGGCAGGGAGCGUUCUGCUUUCUCGCCACCAAAGAGAGUGUACAGGCAGGCUUUCACCAAUGGCCCGCUACAUCCGGGUGGCCAUGAGCAUGUGUUGAACAAAAUGAGCAAAGACAGCGCCAAGCACACAUUGUCUAUGAAGCUCAACUCCUUCCACUCGCUCAUCCAGCAGACCCUGAGUGAAAAGGGCCCGGAGCUGAGGAGCCCCUGCUGUAAAGAGUUACUGGAGGAAGCUGCUAAGAAGUUUAGGGACGGCUCAGCCAAAGACAUAGCGUGCUUUAAAAGCUCGGAGAGAGCAGUAAAGGACUCCAUGGUCAAGCCAGCAGGCACAAAGGUUUCUUCAAAUGAGCCUUUGUCGUUUUCCGUGGAAGCCAUAUUAAAACGGCCCUCGCUGCCUGUAAACCGAGCAUCCCAGUAAGGUUGCCUGUCAAAAGCAUCAAUGAAAAAGGUACUUAUGGACUGAAGCUUCAGUAUAUUGUGUAUUUAUUCAUACUCAUAGACAAAACAUAGAUUUUCCUGGUUGAUGACUGUAUGUGUUUGUGAGAUUAAACAACUGGGUGAUCAUGUGUUCAUCCUGACCAUUCAUCCAAUGCCUUUGUAUAUAGCCAUGUAAAUACUGCCGUAUGUGACUCAAGCAUGUUGUAAAUCAGAGUGUAGAGUAUUUAAAUGUAUUGGUAAUUUUCUACUUCAAAAUGUGUCAAUAAAACUUUGUGAAAAUUCA
Molecule: messenger RNA, 2057 nt
Organism: Pygocentrus nattereri (red-bellied piranha)
Lineage: Eukaryota; Metazoa; Chordata; Actinopteri; Characiformes; Serrasalmidae
Gene: dmrt2a
Product: doublesex and mab-3 related transcription factor 2a
Exons: 4
Coding region: 207-1754 (515 amino acids)
Biological process (GO): regulation of transcription by RNA polymerase II; sex differentiation
Cellular component (GO): nucleus
Molecular function (GO): DNA-binding transcription factor activity, RNA polymerase II-specific; RNA polymerase II cis-regulatory region sequence-specific DNA binding
Source: RefSeq, a predicted model, not a curated record